Molecule: messenger RNA, 4639 nt
Organism: Orbicella faveolata
Lineage: Eukaryota; Metazoa; Cnidaria; Anthozoa; Scleractinia; Merulinidae
Source: RefSeq, a predicted model, not a curated record
CGGAUGUUUAAAUAGUUGGUAUCUUGGACGAAUGACAGAUACAAAUACAGCUGAGAAGUUGCUUUUAAUUAAUUGCUUUGCGCUUGCGGACAUCGCUUGAAGCAGACGGGCGUCACGACUGAGGCGUCAUGGACAGUUUCUGAAGGGGGAAUUCGCGGUCCUGUAACAUUCUCAUUUUGUCGUAAGUGUGGAAAGGAUACCGGAAGGCCCAUUUACGAGAAAAAAAGUGUCUUUCUUGUGACCUUCAAACCGCAGAACUCUGGUCCGUGAAACAAAGGGGGCGGGCUCACACCGGGCUGUCUGUCAUGCUUGAGGGAAAACCAUUUUGUUACUCUCCGGGGACCGGUUUACUCUUUAAUUUAAACCAUCAGAAUGAACAGAAAUAUGCAUUUUUUUUUCAUAAUAUAAAGACAUUAUCUUACCAAGCACCUAUGCAUUGAUUCCAGGAAUACGUAAAUAAAUAGUAUUGGCUAAUCUAAAGAAAGCAAUCGCAGUCGUAGUUUUGACGCUACCUCCCCUCCCUUACGAUAUUUUAAUAGCACCUUGCUGAUAUUGUCAACUGCACUCGGCUCAGUUCACUCACUUUCUACUCGUUGACUUCGCUCUGUAUACUAGCUCCAGCACAGCUGACCAGAAUCAAGGAGUUUGGGACGCUUUUCACGACCGCACAAGAGGCUUGAGGGCUUAUAAUGUAACAGAGGAGGUGAAAAUGAAAGAUGAGGAAGUUAAAAAAGCAACGCAGAGCGACGAGGAUGGAAAAGCCACCGAGAACGGUGAAGUAGUGGGAAUGGACGUCGGCAAUGAGUCGCACGCGGCCAUCAACUCAAAUGGCAAAAGCCGAAAUAAAACUCAUCGCAAACGGCGAGGUUCUACGUCGCCUGAAGAGGACAUCAUCGACGGAUUUGCCAUUUCGUCGUAUUCCUCAUUGGAAGCGCUGGAGUCGAGGGGUCCAAGCAAACCAGAAAUACUUAUAGAUGGACGUCGAUCACAUAAAAGUUCCAAGCGAAGUAUGGAAAAUGGAAUAAAUGGAAAGAAACGAAAAUCUGAAAAACGCCGAGCCAGGAUGCACCAUGAUCCAAAACCCAAAGACAGUGACUCUGAGGAUGAUGCCAGUGUAGAGAGGAAGAAACCAGAAGGAUCUUGGUUUCCACCUCAGCGAGAAAAGGGACUCAACACAAGUGAAGAUAAUUCAGAUUCUGCAAGUUCUGACAAAGGAUACUGGUGUGACACUGAGAGUGAAGGUGAAAGGAUGUCAGAGAAUGAAUCGACUGUUCCAACGUCAGCACCAAGCAAUUCGCUUUUGGCUGCAAAGACACCAGUUUCCACAGCCAAAGUCAGCACUACUGAAUCUUCUGAUAAAGAAGUGGAGAGGACUACAUCAAAACCAUCCGAAUGGCCAAGUUCAUCAACGGUAACUUCGCAACGGCCCAGCAGCCAUGGCUCGAACACCUCAACAAGCUUCCACCUGGCAUUGAGUACCAACACCACCAUGAGUCACCCCAUGACGCCCACCUUUGGACACGCCCAUCACGGCAGCCUGUUCCCUCACUUCCCUUCAUUUCACUCCCACCCGGGUGCACUGGGAUAUCCUCAUGGACCGGCUGGUCCCGAAUUUCUACGUCACGAACUAAACAAUCGUUUUCUUCAGUCACAAGCCGACAGAGUUCCUAAUGGAAUGAGCGCGUCACAGCUUAUGCAUUACGAGAGUCAUCAGCAUCAUCACCAACACCUACACCAACACCAGCAUCAACAUCAACACUUCCACAGCAAUGGUGCACCGCUGUCAACACCACAGGUACCCCAGUCUGUGCUUGGAGUCCCACCUGUGGGUUCAUUCUUUGCUCCCCACACUCCAGCACCUCCCCCUCUCAUUCAAAAGAAACCUGGCAAAUGGUGCGCAACACACGUACAAAUCGCGUGGCAGAUUUACUAUCAUCAACAGAAGGUGCAGGCAGAGUUACAUAAAGACCCUCAUGUAAAACCAGACCAAGUGUCCAUCAGCCGGUCAGGCGCUUGUCUCGCGUUACACACUCGUCCCAGUACUCACGACGCGUCGUAUCACGUGCACGGUCCUGGAUCCGCGAGUCCGGUCCCCACGCCUUCUAUUCCCUCUGCUGGCUCAUUCUUAGGAGGUGGUCCUAUUCCUGCGGCCCAUCCUACCAACCACGGUCUGACACCCUUUGGAGGAGGAUCCGUGGGCCUCUCAGGUGGCCCCCCGAUUGGACUGGGCAAUAGCGCUGUCGGAGGACUGAGAUCGGGUCUUGGAGCAUCUAUAUCCAGUCCCUUCCGAAGUACUGCGAACAGUAGUUUAAGUGGUGGACUUGGUAGCUCUUUAGGCCUGGGAUCAAGCUUCAGUGGUACGCACGGGUUAAAUCGUGAGUGGGGUCGCAUGUCAAGUAGUCCUGCGUCUUAUCAUUCUUGGCUGAGCCGUGAAACGGAACGAGAAAAGGAACGAGAGCUUGAACGUGGAAGGGAACGUGAACGGGAACGUGAACGCGAGCGUGAUCGUGAACGUGAACGUGAGCGUGAACGUGAGCGCGAUCGAAGUAGAGAUCGCGACCAAGAUCGAGAUAAGGAGAGAGGGAGACUCGACUCCAGCGACAGAAUUGGUAUACUGCCUAGUAAACUCCCCGAGAGGGAGAGGGGUACGGUCCACAUUUCUGACGAGGAAGGCGAUGGCAGUCAAAGGCAACGCGAACGUGAACGCGAACGCGAACGCGACCGGGAUAAGCCCGUGGAAGGGCGCCGAUCACCAGGCAGGCCUACUCACUCGACAGGUUUUAAUAUCGCUAGCCUGACCAGCACAGAUCCCAAACCGGAAACGUCGCCUUCACAGGAAAUCCGCAGCUCGUUCGAGCGCAGUUCAUCGACUUCCGUUUCCGUCAGCAGCGCCCUUUCAAGCGGCAGGCGGGAGGAACCCAAGUUACCCGGUGACAGGAGAUCAUCGGACGAUCAUGAGCUUGUUAUUUUGUCAAGUGACAGACAUAGCGGCGGCGGCCAUUCACAUGGCUUGUACUCGAGUUACAUGGACAAACGGAACCCUUACGACGAAAGGGAAAGGUCUCGCGAACCAUUCGACCUCUCUCGUCUUUCCGUUCGACCUCCGGUUCCACACCGUAUCGGUGGGUACCCACCUCCUCACGUUCACCCUCAUGCGUAUUCUCUACCCCAUAGCCACACCCAUCCUCACCACAUGGCUCCGCCCUCCAUCUUCGCCCAUGGAGGGUCCUUGCCGAACCCGUACCUUAGUGGAGCCGCCAUGUCCGCGGUAACACACCCGCCAGGUAUACCGGGAUUUCUUCCGCCGCGUGGAAUGCUGGGACUGCCGCUGGCUGGCUUGGGACCACGGAGUAGAAGUCCUGGCGAUGGCAUCGGUGCUGAGCAUGCGCGAACUGCGGCGGACAUCUUAUUGGCUGCCCCGGAAGGACGACCAUGAGCCACCACCACACAGUGUAGAUAAAUUUGCGAUUCUGUGGUGUGACCCGGGCCUGUUCAUUCAUAACAUUUCCUGGUCUCGUCUAUUGCUCAGGGUAUUCCGGUUUAGUUUAGGUUUAUUCAUGUAAUAUAACGCUUGCUGAUGUGGCAAAACCUGCUGUCCUACUCAUCGCUUAGAUUCGAAUUCGAUGAUCAAAGUUCUUUCACUCUAUCACUAGCCCAGUAAGGCAACGAUUGAGGGUUACACGGAGCGGAGAAAUAGUUUCUAAAGAACAUGUUUUUGCUGCUUUGCCGUUGAAGUGGAGAAGUUAGUUUAUAUUAAGAGCUGAUAUUUUGAGUGUUAGUCCUUGGUUAGAGUAAAUGAUAUCGGCUAGCGCUCGAAACAUCGAAAGCUUUGUCCUCUUUACCUUUUUAAUUGAUAGAAAAAUUCGACGUUCAAUUUGUUAACUCGAUAAUACCAUACGUAACGUAAGGUUUUCCUUGAAUUUUCUUUCGGAAAUUUAUUGCUAAGGCGUUAAAAGACUCCCCUCCCUUAUCACAUGUAUAUAUUGUUUCUUGGGUUUGGCACUCGAUAACAAAGACUCAAUGUGUCUUUGUUUGGUUGUUGUUUUUGAUGGAUGACGAACUAACGAAGUUUUCUUGAGCUAACGAAGUUCAUCAGUCGGGGAGACGAGUCGGUUCCGAGUGAUAACUUUCUGGCGAGGUAACUUUCGGAUUGUUCGGCCUUAAUUCUCAUUGGCCAAUACGGAUCGGAAACGGUUCCGUUGUUCUUACGAAGUUUCAUCGCCUCUCGUUGCCCCGACUAUUGUGACUUCGCCGUGAAUAGGAUAAACAGAAAUACAGGAAAAUUAAUGAUAAAUGAAUAUAACGGGUUUUGGUGGAUCAGCAGCAGGCUAAGCCGGUGUUUUCCGCACUGUUGUGUUGGGCCAUUUGAGGUUUUAUUUCAACGUGUUUGUCCGGGUCCAUUGCUGCGCCAUUAUCGGAAUAUUAUCCAGUUUUUGCUGUAGAAAAUUAUCUCAUGGAUCAUUUCUUGCGUCCCUUAUGCAGACUGUGUACAUUUUGAUAAAUGUAGAACGUGAUACGAUUAUUUGUAUUUUCCUCCAAAGUUCUAUGAGAGAGAGAAAGAGAAAUAUAGAGGAAAUCGAUUAACUUUAAACAAUUCCUAUAUUUACAAGCGAGGAAUUAAAUUAUUUGCCCUCCAACA